Cheilinus undulatus (humphead wrasse) is the source of this 1871-nucleotide messenger RNA. RefSeq names its product thioesterase superfamily member 4 (gene them4). The transcript is spliced from 6 exons. Bases 305 to 1060 code for a protein of 251 amino acids. NCBI's taxonomy places the organism in Eukaryota, Metazoa, Chordata, Actinopteri, Labriformes, Labridae. The record is from RefSeq and is a predicted model, not a curated record.
UGACGCCAUGGUAGCUACUCCGCUUGAUCAGAUGACACAUGAAAGUCACCGGCGAAAUAAUUCUAGCUGGUCUUUACCAGGAUUAUCAAUAUUUUCAUAGAUAACGUUACGCACUUAUAGCUGUUACCUGUAGAGACUAGUGUAGUUUUGUUGUGACGCUGUCAGCUAACAUUAGCUUGCAGAGUCGCCGGGCAACUGCAUUACAACGUGUUACACUAGCUACCUGCCUGUUACAUCAGUUAUCUUCAUUAGAAUACAGGCAGCUGUGACAGAAAUAUUUACCCUUAUUUAAGAAAGUGAAGAGAUGGCAAGGAGCCUCGAUAGGAUAUUGAAGGAUUUUAGACGCCUGGUAACUCUCUCAGCCACAUGGUCUAUCAAGCAUCCGAUUUACAGCGUUCCUUUGAGGAGCCCAUCUGUCCGGAGCAUGGCGGCACUGACGUUUCCUUUUUUCAAGCCCCGGGACCUGGCCUUGCCAAACUCCUCUUGGGGUCCAGAAAUGAUGCAGUUGUAUGAGCAUUAUAGCAGCUUAUGUGAGCAGGUGACUGAGGGGGGAGAGAAGAAGGACGGACCGUGGACGAGACUGCCAGACUACAACCGCAUCCUCAAGCAUGCGCCAGGUGGAGUUUAUCUCAGUAAGUUGAUCCAGUCAAAAGCUCGUCUUUUCUCUCGGAACAUCAGAGAACCGGGGGCAGGAUUUGAGUACGUUUUGUUCAUCAACAAAGAGGAGCAGAAGUGUGUGCUCAUCAUGCAGGCCGGACACCUACUGGAGGGACCACCAGGACAUGUCCACGGGGGGGCAAUAGCCACCAUGAUUGAUACUGUGACGGGGUGUCUUGCGUCUCUCUCUGGAGCUGUUAUGACAGCCAACCUUAACAUCAACUACCGCAGCCCCAUCCCGCUGGGCAGCACUGUGGUGAUGGAAUCCUCUAUAGACAAACAGGAGGGCAGAAAAACGUUUAUUUCAUGUAAAGUGACCAGCCCUGAUGGCACCAAGCUGCACACAGAAGCAACAGCACUGUUCGUGUCAAUCAGUCUCAGCUAUCUUGUACUGGGAAGGUGACUGAACACACCUGCCAGCCUACCUAAGUACUGUCAGCAAUCUGAGGCCAUGACGAAUGUGUGUGUGAGAGAUAACGUGAGUGUGUCAUGGCUUUGAAGUAUUUUUUGGAGAGUGUGAAGUUAAAUGAUUGAAGAUGUAACGUCUGUCACUCUGAACAUGACACUGUUGACUUUUUAUUAUCCAUUGCCAGUAAGUUAUUAACAACAUACUGUACAGCUGUACAGAGUACUCUAAGUGUCUACCUCUGCUAUGUGUUACUAACAUAUCAAUAAUACAUAUUUAACAUUACGGAAACAAACGUUAUUUAUUUCACAGCGUUUUAAAGGUUAUUUAUUGUUGCUUUGACAGUAUUUACUACUUCUAACACUGAGGCCUUUUGGAAAUGAGUUUAGCUGUGUUGUACAGGGUUAUUUUAUUUCUUCCACUGAGACCUCAGCUAUACAUGUUGUAUGAAUGACACAUUUUUUGUGAACAAGUUCAGUUGUUGGCAACGGGAAAUUAAAAGCAUGAUGUCUCCUCUUUUUUGCUGGAGGAACCAAAGUUAAAGCUUGAAGGUAUUUCUUAAAUUAAGGUUAAACUAAAACUAAAAAUUGAGAGUUUAUCACAGUAUGAUAACAACUGAAGGUAUCUUAAAAUAUUUUACUAACUCUUGCCAAGGAUAGUUUCUUUAAUAUUAAUAUAAACAAUUGAUCUUUUUGAUGUAGCAAAUAUAAUGUGCAUUCAAUUUCAUCAUUGCUGUUUUGUGUAAUGUUUAAAUAAAAGUUGGAGUUCACAAAAAUAAAUAGCGCCUUUGAUUGGUGUGAUAAGAAGA